GUGUCCUCUCAGCCAGAGCAGUUUUCGCCCUCAAAGAACUUUCCUGCUUUGGCACUUCGCUCCUCUCCUCUAACCGCCGGUGGAAACAUGUAAAAUACUGCGACAGAUUACAGCACAACGACAAUGAGGAGGCUAACCACACCUUUUGAAAGUGGACGUCUCUUCUGCAGCCUCCUGAGCGACUUUGCUGCGCGUUAAGAUGCGCCGGACAGACGAGAAGUUGGAUGAUGAACCCUGUUUGCGCUCUCGUUGACCGACAGCUUCCAGUGACAUUUUGCUGAGUCUUAACGCCGCAAAACAAGAGGCUCCUAUGUAUUUCAGAGGUGACCCGACUCUCUGUUGGCUGAGCUGAGUCACUUCAAACUUUCUUGCUGGGGAAUCUCAUUGAGGAUUUGCAGCGCUCAACAUGACUGUUAUUCGCCUAUCGCGGAUCCAGCUGGCCCUGUUCUUCAUCCUGCUCUGUCCGGUCAACAUCAUCGGACUGUGGUGGGCGGUGGGCAGUCCCCUGGUGAUGGACCCCAACAGUAUCUGCAGGAAGGCGAAGCGUCUGGCGGGAAAGCAGGCUGAGCUGUGCCAGACUCAGCCGGAGAUCGUCAGCGAGGUUGCCAAAGGGGCCAGGCUCGGCGUGCGGGAGUGCCAGUACCAGUUCAGGUACCGCCGGUGGAACUGCACGAGCCACAACAAAUACUUUGGCAAAAUACUGCAGCAAGAUAUCCGGGAGACAGCCUUUGUUUAUGCCAUAACAGCAGCCGGGGUGACCCACGCCGUGACCCAGGCCUGCAGCAUGGGCGACCUCCUGCAGUGCGGCUGUGAGGCCACCAGGAACAGGGCACCGCCGAGGCCGCUCUCGCCCUCGUCGUCGUCGUCCUCCUCUGGUGAUGGAGUCAAGUGGGAAUGGGGGGGCUGCGGAGAUGAUGUGGAGUUUGGUUAUGAAAAGUCAAAACAGUUUAUGGACGCCAAGAGAAGGAGAGGCAAGAGCGACAUCAGGACGCUCAUUGACCUGCACAACAAUGAGGCCGGGAGGCUGGCGGUGAAGCUCUACAUGCGGACAGAGUGCAAAUGCCACGGACUGUCGGGCUCCUGCACCUUGCGCACGUGCUGGAAAAAGAUGCCUCAUUUCCGCGAAGUAGGCGACCGUCUGCUGGAGCGCUUCAACGGGGCCUCCAAGGUGAUGGGAGGCAACGACGGCAAGACCCUGAUUCCCGUGGGCCAGAACAUAAAGCCACCGGACAAGCAGGACCUGAUCUACUCGGACGAGUCGCCCGAUUUCUGCCUCGCGAAUCGGAAAACGGGCUCUCUGGGGACACGAGGCCGCAUGUGCAACAGCACGGCCAUGGACAUCAGCGGCUGUGAUCUGCUGUGCUGCGAGCGUGGCUACCGGGAGGAGACGGUGGUGUUUGAGGAGAACUGCCUGUGUCGUUUCCACUGGUGUUGCGUGGUCCAGUGCAAGAAAUGCUUGGUCCGAAAAGAGCUCAGUCUCUGCCACUGAUGAACUGAGGUUGAGAGUUGUCAGACGUAGUUAAAUAUAAUGACUUCUGUUACUUUUUGAGGUGCGUGCUUUAGUUUGGCUACAGUGUGAAAGAAGGAAUGGGUUUUUGCACCAGCUUCAAUCAGAAAAUGCCCCCAAAAUUACCUUUCAGAUAGUGUUUGACUUCCAGAAAGACAUGAGAUGCUGGAAGGUGCAGAAGGUAAACACAACCACAUUGCACCAAUGGACAGAUGGACAAAAAGAAGUCAAAUAAAGAAACGUUGCUUUUCAGAACUACCUAUUUUUUAUUGUUUAUGAAAAAGGACCAAAGAAUGUGAAAAUAUGUGUUUUCCAUCUAAAUGAAAGAGGACGGUCGAUGCCAGGAGGAACCAGACAUGAUCAGCUGCCUUCUCCUCCUUCCACAAGUUCAAGCAAAGAGUUUGGUGUGGAUCUCAAAAGAUUUAGGCACCAACCUCAUUUAAUCAUGCAUUGCCCUAUGAAACCAAAAAGUCCUGCACGUACUGAUAUCUAUCUGCGCCAUGCUGUAGCAUUGCAGAAAAGUUAUGGAUCAUUGAUUUCUGAUUGUUCACCUCCAGCGUAGUUGCAUCUCCAUAUUUUAUCAUUCCGAAACCUUGCAAUCUGUUGAUAGUACAGAAGCAGUGUCUCAGUUACAGUAAAUGUAACUAUAGGAACACCAAAAAAAAAAAAGAUGCUGGUCUUGACUUUUUUUUCUGCUACUACAUUAAAAAAAUGCACCAAAAAAGGGAAACGGUAUCACAUUAUCCAGUUUGAAGAAUAGUGUCAACACUUUGUUUUUGCAGGUGUGGACUCGGCCUGUCAGCAAAGACUGUUAUUUAUAUAUAGAUAUGAUGACAAGACUACUCACCUCCAUCUCUCUCAGAAGCACUUUGCAUGUGACGGCUGCCAUGGACUUCCUCAGUAAUUGUUUGGCAAUAAAACCUUUUUUUGGAGUGGGCUGUUUCGUGUUCACCAAAGGAGAAAACCUGUGUUGACAUGAUGUUCAGUAUCGAGCAAAUGUAUAUGAUGUAUUUUGUUUAUCUGUUAUGACAUACAGGGCUAAUGUAAUAAUGCACUUUGGAUGUUGGCUCUCAUUCGAUAGGUGUGUGUGUGUCCACGUGUGGUCGUCUAGCAAUUGGAAGGUUCCCGGUUUGAUUGUGUUGAGCGUGUUGAAGUGUGUGUGUGAAUGGGUGAAUGAGACGCACAUUGUAAAGCACUUUGAGUGGUUCACAGUCUAGAUAAGUGCUAUACAAAUGCAGUCCAUUGACCAUGCGUUUGUGCAGGUAGGCCAGUUAUCACCCUUCAGUGGACAGUACCUUUUAUAUAUAUCUGUAAGUUGCUGUCUGACGUUAAACUGCAUUGUGUUGGUUAUUAAAAGCACACAGCUCUGUGACUUUCUGUCUCUGUGUGAGGCAGACAAGAUCUUUUACCAGUCGUUGAUUUCCAGGGGGAGUAUUUUUCCCCCAUAAACCUAUCAUGUCAUCUCAUUUACACUAAAGUUUUAUUACCAGACGAUGUACAGCGACAUAUACUGAACUAUAAUACUACAUCGCUUGCAUUCAUCUUGCUGUUUGUGUUUUGGGCGAGCGUUCAGGGAUAGGAUUAUAUUUUACCCUUGAGGAUUCAGAAUCAUCUCGUUCUGCUGUAACAGUUGGUUAUGUGUCAUGUUGCAGAUUGACCUGAUCCUCCCACAGUAUCCUUGUUAGGGCCAAAAUGAAAUCUCCAGCUUUAUCAUGGACCAUUAUUCUGAUGUGUCCACUUUGUUACCCGACUGUUUGUGUCAGCAGGUUCUUCACAUUUAUAGACGAUUGUGGUUUUAUCUUCACCCAUUUUUUUUUCACCCAGGAGAGAUGAACGUUUGAAUGAAAAAUGCCCCAAUUUUCAUAUUUUGCAGUUAGACAGCACAGAAAUAUUAUUUAGUGAAUAAACCAGUAACAGACGGAUGAGUAAUGUACAUUUUAUCAUUAGUACUGUGGAUUAAGCAAUAUCAUUUUUUAUU
Messenger RNA from Paralichthys olivaceus (Japanese flounder), 3485 nucleotides. RefSeq names its product wingless-type MMTV integration site family, member 6b (gene wnt6b). Gene Ontology annotation, biological process: multicellular organism development; neuron differentiation; canonical Wnt signaling pathway. Lineage: Eukaryota; Metazoa; Chordata; Actinopteri; Pleuronectiformes; Paralichthyidae. Gene Ontology annotation, molecular function: frizzled binding; cytokine activity. Gene Ontology annotation, cellular component: extracellular region. The record is from RefSeq and is a predicted model, not a curated record.